Messenger RNA from Rhipicephalus sanguineus (brown dog tick), 8312 nucleotides. RefSeq lists its product as uncharacterized. NCBI's taxonomy places the organism in Eukaryota, Metazoa, Arthropoda, Arachnida, Ixodida, Ixodidae. Gene Ontology annotation, molecular function: lipid carrier activity. The record is from RefSeq and is a predicted model, not a curated record. Gene Ontology annotation, biological process: lipid transport.
ACGCUCUCCUGAGACGAGAAACGACAAGGAGCAUUUGCUGUCGUCUCUUGGCGACACUGGGUGAAGGCCCUUUGCGUAGCCUGGGACAUGCAAAGCAAGCACUUGAAAUGAGCCUCUGAUGUUGGUCCGAGUUAUUUGAAGCCACACCUCCUCUGUAGGCAUGAAGUCUUCCGCGUGCUUUGUCGCUCUGCUGCUGGUCUUUGCAGAUGGCAGGCUUUUUACCGAUGCCAAUGAAUGCAACCAAAAUGAAAACAUGCUGGUACCGGGACACUGGUACCAGUACGAGUUCCUCAUCAAGGCGGAAGCUGCAUCGGUGGGCAGCACAGACGACGUCAGCGAGAUGAACUUGGCAUGCCAGGUCAAGGUAUCCCACAUUGGCACCUGCAAGUAUGCAUUCGAGGUGCAAGAGUGUGCGUUCUCCUCUGGAGGGGGCCCUCCCAGUGACAAGGAACUGUGGAUAGAGCGGGACAACCUCUCAGAGAUAACAAAGUUCCCUGUGGUGGUGUCUCUCUCUGAUGGUGUGGUGACUGGACUGGAAGUUUCACCCUCUGAGCCAGAGCACAUUCUCAACAUCAAGCGUGCCAUGAUUUCAGCCUUCGUGUUGAAGAAGUCACAUAUUACGCAAGGAGCCGAGACAUCACGUGUGGACAUUCAUGGUACCUGCCCUUGGAAAAUGUGGCCUGGCACUGAGCCGGGAGUGGCGCACAGUUCCAAAGACAUGCUCUACUGUGCCUUCCCCGAGAGGCCCGAUUGGAACCUGAGUCCUUGGGCCAUCAUGUGGAACCUGCAUUUCAUUCAGUACGUGAUAAAUUCUACGGUUGACUGCACCUACCGCGCUGCUGAGCAUGGUGACCACUUGGAGUCGCUCAGCUGCCACGAGAGGCACGCCAUCAAAUUAGAGUCCACACAUGACACCACAACGGCCGUCCAGACCAAUGUCUUCUACAAAAUGUUGCUGAAGUCUCGGGGAGCCAUGGAGGCGUCAUCUAACGACCUCGGUGACCUCCUUGACUUGGUGCCGGCAGGAAUCGCUUACAAGCACCUUCCCACGCCAGAUCCAACAGAGACGGGACUCCACGAAAGCGAGAAGGCAAGACUGGAAAGCGCUGCACGCAACAAGCUGUCUGAGCUCGUGUUUACAGCCGAGACAGAGGUCAGGCUCUUCACAAUUCCACUCUUCCACGAGUUCAUUGAACUGCUGAGAAAGAUGGACGACCUAGUGGACUUUGUUGACUCUGUUGCCAACUGCAACCGUAGGCCAGAUGACAGCGGUGUUGGCGAGAACUUGUGCUCAGAGAAAUGGAAGACGCUGGCCAUGUCCUUCUUGCAAGAUGCCCUGAUACAGAGCAACACGGUGCCGACCUUGCGCGCAUUUCGUCAUCUUGUGACCAAUGGCCACGUGAACCAGGCCUACCUGCCGCUUGCAUUCCAUUGCUGGAGCUUUGUGCGCAACAAUGACACGCGCUACCUGGAAGAAGUGUUUGAAAUCUGCAAGUCUACCGAGCAUCGGAUGUGCUGGCUUCUGUUGGGACGUAUGGUGCGAAAGUAUCACGCCAACAACGAAGACAAGAAUGCUGUGUUGCCCGUAUUCGACACCAUCUUCAGGCACAUCACCACUUUCCUGGGCAGAAACUGUGACAUCGGCAUUGCGUCUUAUCCACCCUUGUACACCAAGCCACAGAAGAUAAACCACCUCAUCAUGAUGCUGAAGGCCCUGAGAAAUGCCGGUACCAUAGCCCAGGUUGCCAAUCGUGAUUUGGAGGCAACACUGAUGGCCUGUGCUCAAAACCGAGAGCUGCCCAUUCCAGUUGCUGUGUUUGCAGUAGAGGCAAUGCACGACUUCUGGCCAACGUACGACACCCUGUCGUCCGCAAGGAACCUGCUCAGUGACCGCACGAGACCUUGGGAGCUGCGCAUAGCGGUGUACAAGUUUCUGACCAAGGAACCGGACCGCUGGAAGUUUGGCAAAGCGGUUAGCAAUGCGCUGGAUGGUGAGCCCCGACACUCUGAGUUGGUGGACUACGCUGUGUCCGACUUUCUUGACUCGCUUCCCGAAGAAAUCAAGGUGGCAUUGGAGGACGGCAAGCUUGACAGCGACAGUGUCAUUCCUGGGGAAAAGUUCUACACCUCUGAGAGUCUUUACGGCAGCGGCAAAACACGCAAGUCAAACCGUCGGACAUUCGAGCGCCGUAUCAGGCUGCCUUUCAUGCCAGCCGAGCUGAGCGAGUUUGCCGUCAAGAUUGGCUCGGAAGAAGUGUACGGUGGCUGGAAGAACCUGCUGUCGGACCUCUCCCGAAACGUCACCUUGCAGCUGUUUGGCACCAAGUUUCACUUUGCCGACAUCACCGUUUUUCUCAAAGAGAUAGAGCAGUUUGUGCUCAGUACAGCACAGCUGAAAGACGGCCAGUGGCGGCCCGACUGGGAGGCCUUCUUCAACCUGCUUCUGCCAAAAGGAGGCGCAACCAGGCUGAAGCAGCCGCUGAGGCAUUUCCCAAAACUACAGCAGGGACUCAAGACGAUCCUGGAUGCGAUGCCACCCGCAGGACGCAUGUCACUCACGCCUGUCGUGGACUUGAACAUGUUUGGCACAGACCUGACAUUCUCGAGCUAUGGUGAGAUCAUCGCAGCCCUCGUGAAUGCAUUCGUGCCACCUGAGCCGUUACACCAGAUGUUGAGGCACCCUAGGUCGUUCGAUGUGACGCGCACCAUCCGUGUGAUUGAGGGCUACCACCAGGUUCCGACCAUGCUGGGCCUGCCGCUCAACUGGACCACCAGCGCUACCCUGGUGGCUUCGCUGAGAACCGAGGCACAUCAGACAAGGCCAAGCAAUCUUGCCAUCAAACUGCACCCCAGUGGAGCACUGACCUUCCUAAACCGCAUGGUGCUUGACUUCCCGACCAAGACACGGAUGGGAGUGCAGGCCAACAGCUCUGCCUAUACGACCACUCAACUCAAUGCUUUGCUCAACCUGCAACAGCAAUCUGUUCUCUUUGAAGUUGAAGUUCCAAGGAAAGAGCAGAAGAUUCUUCAGCUUGUGCGCACUAAUCAAAUGAUCAAACAUGAUCGUGUUGAAGAAAUGGGCGACUGGAAUGUCCAACGUGUCAGUGUUGACUGGUGCACCGGGGACGGCCUUGGGCGUGCUAGCGGCCUGCAGUUCUGUCAUGACCGGUCGUAUGCCAAUGUCACUGACCUGAUGAGGCCGUGGUUCCUCAUGGCUGCACCAGCAAGCUGGCAAUUCGUGCUCAAGCCAUACAGCGAAGAUGUGAGGUCACUUGCUGUUGCUGCCACACUUCCGUCCAAACACAACAAACUCAGGAUCAACGUCAUCGCAAAAGGCACAACGACGAGAAACCUGCUGACGUACCAGACAAACACCGAGGGUGUCUUUGAGCUGGUUGCGCCUGACGUGCCUUUCCUGAGGGCAGCCAUGAAGCAAAGAAACUCGGCUGUGCGAGAUGGGAGCAAUGUCGUGGUGACCGAAUACGUCCUUGGAUACGCACCAGGCCAGCAACUCGUACUCAACUAUGAGGACCGCUCCAAGCAGGAGCAGAGGCAGAAGACGACCAAGGAGACCAACCGCGUCCUCGGUGGGCAGAGUGUGACAGUUGGUGUGAGGCAGCGAUCGCUCAAUGUGCAGACAAGCGCCAACAUCUACGGGCUGUCAUGGACAGUAAACAUACAGUCGUCCGGGGUCAAGCAGGAGCUGAGAUUCAACUUUGAAAGAGGACCCGAUGGCGAUGUGGCCUGGCUCAGAGAACUGCUAGCAGAUGAGUUCUUCACCGAAGACGGUUCUGGUGGCUGGGCUCAUUUUCUGCUCCACUGGAAGGCACCUGCCACUGUUGGCAGACACAAGGUUGUGCGUUCCUCGCACAGUCACCUGUCAACUCCCAAGACAUCAGUUGACCUCGCAACUUACUCACUUGAGUCCAGGUCACGACAUCUCCUCCAAGUUAACCUCACCAAAAUGGAGAAGGCAACACAGAGGCUCCUGGCCUUUGCCAACUACACUCAAGAGCAUUGGAUGCACAUGAAGGGAGACUUGACAAAGCGCAACGCCCUCUACAACCUGACCGUCUCCCACCACUCCUGGGCUCUCAAGUUCGAGGAGGAAUCUCGGAAGAGCACAGCUGAAGUCAGGGGAGAGCUUGCACUACUCAGCGAGAAGAUGCAGACGCGUCAGUCCAACUGGGGAUUCUUUAGCACUUGGUGGCAUCCCAGCACCAGCCAUCUUUUUGAGGCCAUACAUGGGAAGACCAGGCUUUUGUGGAUAACCAGGCCUCUACAAAGGAGGGACUCCAAAAAGAGUCUGCAUGCCACAUUUCUGGAGGCUACACUGCAACACCAUUAUGCAGACAGUAAUCCUCUUUCCCUGCAGCUUGAUGGAAAUCUCACACUUACGCCAUCUGGGGCUGAAGUUGGCUGGCUGCUAGGCUCACCCAACAGUGAGCUCAAGUGGGAGGUGUACUCAAAAUAUGCUGGGCCAACAAAGGGUGCCAGUCUCCCUGCCGAGGUCACCUAUGUCUCCAUUAUCCACCAGAAGGAGAAGCCAUUCGGUGCAUACAGGCUGCAGGUGAGGAGUUCCAUGGAGCCCUGCCUGACGUGGGAGCUCAGGCACAACAUCACCUCCGAGCCGUGGCUGUACACCUCAAAUGUCUCCUACGCGUGUGACCCCCUCACACAUGGAACCGAUGCGGCUAAGGCACACAUGAACCUUACAGUUUUCUCCGAGUCACCUCUCUGGGAACUACUGAACGUAGACCUGCAAGAGGCCUUCGAACUUGGCAUAGUUGGCCAUGAAUCCAUGAAUGUGACAUCUCCCUACGGUCAAGUGGUCGUGAAUGGUCAUUGGGAUGCACAAUCUAUGGUGAAAGAAUCCAGAUUUAUUGACAAGAACUCGAACUGGACACCAUUGGAAAUAGUUUACAAUGAGGAGAAAGGUGGCUGGAUCUUCGACGUGAAGUUGACACCUCACAAGGAAUCUGCGGCCUCCAAGACGGUGCAACUCUCGAAACGGUUGAGGCGAAGAGGCGCAGCCAUUGUCUACGAUGCCAGGGUCAUCGACAAGCUUCACGACUCGGACCCACAGGGCCAGGAUGUGAGUGUGUUCCGUGCAGUGGUUGUGCCCCGCCAUUCGGAGAAGGCAGUUCGAGCUCUGGCAAACGAGGCUGCAAUCAAGGCGCUGCUUGGCUCUGCGAGUCGUGCCACAGCAGAGUACGUGCACGCUGUCGCUGCUUCCCUGUACGACCCAGGGCACCCUGCCAACGUGAUGAUCUACCCGCUGACUGGAGCUCCUUUAGGAGAAACAUUCGACAAGGGAGGAGAGAAGGUACACAGCAUGCUCACUGAAGCAUGGAAAACAUCCCACGAAGUACUGGAAACAUUCCAUGCAAUCUAUGAUCCUGUCGUCUACACCAGCUCUAGUUUGGUCAAAAAAGCAUCUAGAGGUUUGGAUACUACUCAUGAAGCCUUCAAGCAAACAAUUCCCGGCUGGGCUUUCUACUACUUCAACCUCGACUGGGUGCUUGAUUACACUGUGCAUCACGUGCCCGAGUUGUCGGCACAGCUGGCCAAGAUGUACUUUACGCGGCCAACCAGAGUGCCUCACAUGGUGGAAAUUUCUGCCAACGUACCACACUCUCCUUCACAUAGCAUUGUUGAACGAAUGGCGAGUGGUUUUCUGAGGACUCGGGCGACACAGGCGUGGUCGCUGCCUCGACUCGAGAAAGGCCAGAAGGUGGCGGCCAUCUUUGGCACCGGGCACGUGGUGACCUUCGACGGCGUGUUCCUCGAAUUUCCCAGCUACCCGGCUUCGUACUGCACGUACCUCCUCGCGCACGACGUUGCUGGUCGGCAGUUCACGCUGACAACCAGUGCCGACGACCUGCUGAUUGACUUUCCCGAGAUUACCCUCACCAUCUCGGGACAGGAAGGCAGAGUUCUCGUGAAUGGAAGCGAUGCGCUUGUCCAUCUUCCUCUGGUGCUCAAAUCAGGCCAAGUGGACGUGUUCCGGGAGGGUCAUCUGGUGAGAGUUCGAGGACACGGCUUGACCAUUUACUGCGACACCAGCAAGUUCUUCUGCACGUUCGUGUUGGACCAGUCUCACCACAGCAACCUUCUCGGCACACUCGGCAAUGCGGAUGGCAACACCGACAACGAAUACGAGCUACCCAAUGGGCAAGUCGCAAAGGAUGCCGCACAGCUCGCUGCCGGCUACGAAAUGAGCGGCUACGCCGAGUGCCGGGCACUGCUCAACCCCGUCAAGAACGUGCAGGAGAACGGGGAGGAGUGCCGGCAGCGGGUGCCACAGAGCCUCAAGCACUGCCUCAUGGAGACCAACAUGGAGGAGCUGUUCCAGGAGGCCUGCUCCUGGGAUGUCAGCCACCGAACGAGCGCCUGCACCAGCAUCAACGCCAUGGCGGCCUUCUGCACUCACCAUGGCUACUGGGUGGACAACCUGCACUGCGACCACUGCCUGAACUCGCCAGAAGCGCAAGGCCAGAAGAGCUUCCGCGUCAAGUCUGGGCCUCUGCUCGAGGUGGUCGUGCUGUUGGCCGAGAGCUCGUUUGACCCCCACGUGGCAACCUCCGUGCUCGUCGGCACCCAGAAGCUGGUGGAUGCCGUGGACGCAUCUUUCAAGGCACGCGGCCACGACACCAAGUACGCCUUCGUGCUCAGUGGGGGUGGCAGCGGUCACCACUACCGGAAUCCUCACUUGCGUACUACAGCCAAGGAUGUCUUUGUGUCGCACAUUGAUGCUGCUGGCAAGCUUCUAAAGAGUGUCGGUCAGAGCAGCGAGACCAUGGCCACCGAUCUUGCUUUGACCCUGGACUACGCCCUGGACACUGUGCCUUUCAGCGCUGAAGCAGCCAGGGUGGUCCUGGCCAUUUCUGCGAGCGACUUCAACAGCUCUCGAAGUGAGCUGGACAUGCUUCACGACAAGGUGCUGUCCUCGGGCAUCACCGUGUACGCCUUCUCCCACUACCCAACCGUGGACCAGCGAGGCCGUGUGUUUGGACUGCGUGCCGACGGGCUCGUCUUUCCCGAGAGCACGGCUGGCGAGGAGUACCUCGACUACCCGUCCAGGGCAGGACUGCUGGCUAAGCUGGCUGCUGCGACCAAGGGAUCGGCCUUCCAGGUCCAGUUUGUUGAAGCUGGCUUGCCUGCCGAGUUCUUCAACGUGGUCGCCCAGGAAAUUUUCGCCAAAGUUGGCAAGGAGGCAAGAGGCUGCAGAGAGUGUGAAUGCGACAGGGGUCGUGCAUGGAGCUCUGUUGCUCGCUGCAGGCCAGUUGGUUGCUGAGUUUGAUGCCUCUGCUUCAAGAGGCAACACUUGCAACUUGGGUCAGCACUUAUUUUUGCCACCCAGGGAUGUCAGGAUAUUACUUUCGAAAGCACUAGCUUACAAACACACUAUCUCGCAUGCCACCUCACAACUGGAACAGUAGCUUACAGUGGCAUAGAACUCGAGCACUUAAGGAAAAAGCAGUGCACUUAUUCGUAUCAGACUGGGGCAUUUCAUCCUUCAGGUUUCCUCAUUGCAGAUACCUGACGCCCAAAUCACACAGUUGCCUUUUUGUCUCAAUACUAUUGCAACUGCUGCAAAAAGAGUUUAAAUUUUAAAUGUAAGCUUGAGUGCCCUUAUUCUGGCAGCAGUCAGUCUCCUCUUAAUCAAAAAUGACCUUCACAGGUAAAGCACACUGCAUCGCAUCUUAAUUUUCCAGCUUCAGAGAUAAGGACACAAUGUUGCUGGCACAAACAGCCACCAACAACAUGUAUGCAGUCACCCUCUCUACAAAAAAGACAGAUAUAAAGGAAUAUUAUCGCAUAUAAUAGAGUAAACGAGAAACUUUUGUCUGCAAUAAUGAGAGUGCCAGUGUGGAACAGGAUGUUAGUCAUUAUAUUUAAUUGGGAUAAAGUAUAGCACUACACCAGGACAAAGGAACAUAACGAACACAAUAAUCUAAUGGUAAUGAUUAGCCAAAUUUGGAGAUAUGCCGUACGGUUAUAGGUAAAAGCAACUCUAAAAGGUUAGUUAUAGAAACGGAACAUAUCUACUGCUUCACCGAGACCAGCGCAACAGCAUACCUUCCACAUCGAUCGCCACUGGUUAAGGAACGCCUAUUUCUGCCUAGAUAGCUGUUUGUCAUAUGCAGUGGGUCACAAUAGGUCAUACUUAUUUGCACUCCUUGUAAGUCUUUUUGAUUUUGUUUCUUUGUAUGUGGUAUCUUUGCUCAAAAUGUGUAUCAGUUUGUGGUGUACAUGAUUAGAGUGUUAGUACAACUGGUCACAAAAUAAAUAUUUUGUUACUGAAAGUA